Acaulospora morrowiae is the source of this 328-nucleotide messenger RNA. The record is from the annotation of a GenBank genome assembly. NCBI's taxonomy places the organism in Eukaryota, Fungi, Glomeromycota, Glomeromycetes, Diversisporales, Acaulosporaceae.
CGACAAAUCGUCCACCAUAAAGUGGUGUUUGGAUGAUGGUACUGGAGUUAUCUGGGUUGAAGCUGCGGGUUCUGUAUCACAGGAUAUACUGCACUCCAUCGGGAUAGAAGUAAUGACGGAAAGUUCAAUAAGAGCCAAAUUGACAAAGGAACAACUGGGACAUAAUAUUAAGGGAAAAAUGCUUUGGUGUUGCAUUUCAGUGCUAGGGACCGGAAAGUAUCAAUUCAAUUCUGUUCUGAUGGAUUACAGUGAUGGCUCGCGAUCACUCGCGCAGGCUGACUGUCAUAAAAUGUUAAAGGAACUUCAAUCUAAAUGUGAACAUCGUUGA